Molecule: messenger RNA, 699 nt
Organism: Daucus carota subsp. sativus
Lineage: Eukaryota; Viridiplantae; Streptophyta; Magnoliopsida; Apiales; Apiaceae
Product: glycine-rich cell wall structural protein
Exons: 2
Coding region: 1-699 (232 amino acids)
Source: RefSeq, a predicted model, not a curated record
AUGAGUGAAGAAAGGCAAACACCGAGCGAUACACAUGCACGUGAGGCUAGUGAAACAGCUUUGAGUGUACGUGAGGUGAGUGCACACACUGACCCUGCUCUGUUUGAGGAACAAAUGGCUAAGUUAAGAGCUGAACUAGCCAGAAUGAUUGCUGAGAAUGAAAAGCAUAAGGGUGCACAAUUGGUGAACCCAGAACAGAAAGCUGAGGAAAGGCCAUCCAGUUCUUACAGGGAUGAGCUUAAAGAAGAAAUUCAUGAGAAGCUCAUAGAUACCAAAGCACUCGAGGAAGAGAAAAACUUGUUUCCGUUUCCGAACUUCGGGACAGGAGUCCAGGGCGGCGCUCAGUCCGGCUUUGGUGGCAAUCUCGGUGGUCUGGGGGGGAACAUGGGUGGGGCCACGAGCGGCGGUCUGGGUAUGGGCUCAUCCGGGGGCCUCUUAGGCGGGUCGGGUUCGCUUAGCAGCAGUACAAGCGGGGGUGUUGGCAUGGGCUCAUCUGGUGGGGGUGGGAGCCCCUUUGGGGCCUUUGGUGAUCCUAGCGGCACGGGUGGCUCGGUUGGCGGCGCGGUGAGUGGGAGUCUGGGAAUGGGAUCGAGCUUCGGAGGAGACAGUAGUGGACCGGGUGGAGGGGGAGGUUUCGGGUUCGGGCCUUAUGGUGGGCAGAUGGGGAGUGGAUUUGGUGGACAGAAUGGUCAGCCUUAG